GUUCAAAGUGUCCGGUGGCAUCGUCCUGAACACCUUCGCGGACAAGGUGUUGAUGCCCAUCAUGGGUUGGGUCUGGAACUUCCACGGAUACGUGUUCAUCGACCACAAAGACGGCUGCCUCUUCGGGCCGAAAGGCUCCGACAUUACUUGCCACCUGGCAAGGUCGUACUACUACUAUAUGGACGAUAAGGAGUAUAAGCUGGGCGAUUUGCUAACGGAGAAGGGCGCCCGGCUGGGGUGGCUGUACGACUUGGGUGACGGCUGGCGCCACGAGGUGGAAGUCGAGGACAUCAGAAGCGUGUCUGAAUCGACCGGCACGUGCAAGCUGCUUGACGGGGCGGGCCGUUGUCCCCCGGAGAAUGGUCGGGGCAACUGGGAGUACCACGAAACCAUCAACGUCUUGAAGAACAAGCGGAGCCGACAAUGCGGGUCGGCGCUCGACGAGUGCAGGAACGCCCCAAACAUCAAGCCCAGACCGUUCACCUCUCGCUUGUCGAUACAUUUACUCCGCCUUCUCUACAGCUCCCUAAUCCGCUUCUUUUCGCCACAGAUCCUCAAGAACAAGCGGAGCCGGCGGUAUCAGUCGGCGCUCGAUGAGUGCAGCAACGCCCCAAACGUCAAGCCCAGACCGUUCACCUCUCUCUUGUCAAUACAUUAUUUUCCGCCUUCUCUACAACAUCCUAAUCCGCUUCUUUUCGCCCGCUUCUUUUCGCCCCAGAUCCUGAAGAACAAACAGAGUCGGCAGUACCAGUCGGCGCUCGAGGAGUGCAGCAACGCCCCAAACUGCAAGCCCAGAACGUUCGACUUUCGCGAGUUUGAUCUUGCGGAACGCCGGCGAGAGUUGAAACACGCGCUGGCGUCACCGGGGAGCACCCAGUCCGGGUCCAAGUUGUACACGCACACGAUGCAUCCGUUUGACUGGGAGGACGUCGGGCCGCCCCGACCGAGGGAGAAGAAAGGCGAGAAGCGCGUGGAAAGAGAGGGAGCAGACAUCUUUUCUCCCACGCUCACCGAAACCAUCUCCACCAAGGCAGACAAAGUUGCGUUGUCGCUCUGCGCCGACUGCGGCCGGCCGGAGGCCCUGUAUCGAUGCGGCCGGUGCAGAGUCGUGCGCUAUUGCAGCAGGGAGUGCCAAAGUCGGCACUGGAAAGAGUCGCACAAGCAAGCGUGCAAAACUAAGAAGUAG
Molecule: messenger RNA, 1186 nt
Organism: Klebsormidium nitens
Lineage: Eukaryota; Viridiplantae; Streptophyta; Klebsormidiophyceae; Klebsormidiales; Klebsormidiaceae
Source: the annotation of a GenBank genome assembly